Thamnophis sirtalis is the source of this 1115-nucleotide messenger RNA. RefSeq names its product ALG5 dolichyl-phosphate beta-glucosyltransferase (gene ALG5). The record is from RefSeq and is a predicted model, not a curated record. Gene Ontology annotation, cellular component: endoplasmic reticulum membrane. Lineage: Eukaryota; Metazoa; Chordata; Lepidosauria; Squamata; Natricidae. Gene Ontology annotation, biological process: protein N-linked glycosylation.
UUCUUUACUUCCGCUUUCGUGUCUCUUUCGAUGAGUCGCUCUGAGUGCUGGCUGAAGACACCUGAGCAGAGAAGCGAAGUGCUGAAGUAACUGACGAUGGAACUGGGCUUGCUGAUCGAAGGGAUCGUGGUAUUAGCAACUGCAGGGCUGGCUCUGGUUGCUGCCAUUGCAUAUAUAACUGCAAGACAGUCGCCAAGUAUUUAUGAAUAUGAGGGUGAGAAUUUAUUUCUGAAUGAUAAGAAACCAGUGCCUAGCCUUCAUGACCCUGCAACACGUGAACUUUCUGUAGUAGUACCUUCAUAUAAUGAAGAAGAACGAUUACCCUCAAUGAUGAAUGAAGCUCUAGAUUAUCUAGAGAUGAGACAGAAGCAAGAUCCUUCAUUCACAUAUGAGGUCAUAGUAGUUGAUGAUGGCAGCACAGAUCAAACCACAAAGGUUGCACUGAGAUAUGUUGAGAAGUAUGGUAGUGACAAAGUGAGAGUACUCACUCUGGUGAGGAAUCGUGGAAAGGGGACAGCUGUUAGAAUGGGUGUAUUUUAUUCACGAGGAAAAAGAAUAUUGAUGGCAGAUGCUGAUGGAGCUACAAAAUUUAAAGAUAUUGAAAAAGUAGAAAAAGGUCUUGAGAGUCUCCAACCCUGGCCUGAAAUGAUGGCUAUUGCCUGUGGAUCUCGUGCUCACUUAGAGAAAGAUUCCAUAGCACAGCGUUCAUACUUCCGAACCUUUCUAAUGCAUGGAUUCCACUUUCUAGUCAGGUUCCUUUGUGUUAAGGAUAUUAGAGACACGCAGUGUGGUUUUAAACUCUUGACCCGGGAGGCUGCUUCUCGGACAUUUUCAGCUCUUCAUAUAGAACGUUGGGCUUUUGAUGUGGAACUUCUUUACAUAGCUCAAAGCUUUAAAAUCCCAAUAUCAGAGAUUGCUGUCAAUUGGACAGAAAUUGAAGGUUCUAAGUUGGUUCCCUUCUGGAGUUGGUUGCAGAUGGGAAAGGACCUUCUUUUUAUACGACUACGAUACCUGACAGGUGCUUGGAAACUUGACACCAGAAAAAUGAAUUAAUUUAUUCAUCACCAAAGGAUUGUUUUGAUUAAAAAAUAAGAUUUUUUUCAACAAAAUCUUAA